AGCGCGUAAAUGUUGUGAAUCGAGUUAUUUUUUUCGUUACUGAGUGAUGUUCAAGUACAACUCAUAGAAAUGAUAACAAACAAGCUGAUAAGGGCUAAGUGUUGAAUAAAGUUAACGUCGUUGAUGCUGUCGAGAAGUGUUUAUGGUGUGAAAUUGACAUAAAGUUGUGAUUAUGUGGCUUGUAGCAAAGUUUGUACAAUAAAUUAAUGUGUUUAUUAAUGAAAUGUGUUGUUACGCACUUGAGCUUCCCUCGGCGGGUGACGUGAGCGGCAGUGCUGCCGCGGUGACAGAAGCUCUAAACUAAACGACAGUAGCCAAAGAAUCGCUCGGUACCUCGCGACACCGAGCGAUUUUCUUAAUUUUCCACGAAAAUGGCCAACAGUUUCGAACCAAUGGCCAAAUCAAAGCAUUUCCCGAUAGAUCAGCUAGUCCGGGUCGGCAAUUACAAUCUAGAAAAGACAAUAGGAACGGGGAAUUUUGCGGUGGUAAAACUAGCUACACAUGUAAUAACGAAAUGUAAGGUCGCGAUAAAAAUAAUAGACAAAAGCCGACUGGACGAAGACAAUCUGAAGAAGACCUUUAGAGAAAUAGCAAUCAUGAAGAGACUGCGGCACCCACACAUAGUCCGAUUGUACCAGGUAAUGGAGAGCACACACACGAUAUACCUAGUAACAGAAUACGCUCCGAACGGGGAAAUAUUCGAUCACCUAGUAUCAAAAGGGCGCAUGCCGGAGCCGCAGGCAGCGCGGCUAUUUUCACAAAUGGUGUCGGCAGUAGGGUACUGCCACGCUCGAGGGGUCGUACACAGAGACCUCAAGGCAGAGAACCUGCUGCUUGACACACACAUGAACAUCAAGUUGGCAGACUUCGGGUUCAGCAAUGAGUACGUACGCGGGGGCGCGCUGGCCACCUGGUGCGGGAGUCCGCCGUACGCCGCGCCAGAACUGUUCGAGGGGCGGAGAUACGACGGGCCCAAAGCAGAUAUAUGGUCGCUGGGCGUGGUGCUAUACGUGCUGGUGUGCGGCGCCUUGCCCUUCGACGGCGGCACGCUGCACGAGCUGCGGGCUGUCGUACUGGCCGGCAAGUUCCGGAUACCCUACUUCAUGUCGCAAGAAUGCGAGCAGCUGAUCCGGCACAUGCUGGUGGUGGAGCCAGAGAAGAGGCUGUCGCUCCGCGGCGUCGCCAAGCACCGCUGGCUCUCCUCGCACCACGCCGGCCCCGGCCCUCCUGCGCCUAUAGAUCCAUCGACGGGGGCGUGCACGUGUCACCCGGCCGGCGUGGCGGCGACUCCCUCGCACGACACCGUGCUGUCCCACAUGCUCACCUUGCCCGGGCUCACCCCCGACCUCAUACAACAGUCUGUCCAAGAAGAACGUUUCGACCACAUAUCUGCCAUCUACCACCUACUUAUGGACAAAGUGCAGCAGCGGACCCAGAGGAUACACAGAGAUUCUCUGGAGUCGCCAGCGGGGGACCAAGGCGGCGGGGCGCUGGACCUCACUAGUUGUAAGAGCGAGGCAGAAGAGCAAAUGGAAGCGGAAGACUCGUGUCAAGACUGCCUGGUGCUGCCUGACGCUGUAGACUACUUGUCUGAACGGACUGACAGUCUGGAACAGUUUGGUUCCGGGGGCAGCGCGCUGCCGGCGGCGGCGCGCGCGCAGCCCGCCGACCCGCAGCGCAGGCACACCGUGGGCCCGCAGCCCCGCCAUGACCAGAUGGACGUGGGUUCGGCGCUGGGUUCGGCCGCGUCGGCGGACGGACGGAACGCGCCUCUCUACGUCUCCGAAUUCACUCAAAGUUCAUCGCGCGAGGCGCCAGUGGUGUCCAUGUUGCCCCACACCAACUUGGCCGCACCUCUCCCCGCGUGGCACCACUUUAGUGUGAAAGACCAGCAUUUAUUGAAGCCGCCGAUAGCCAUGCAAAGUCAGGCGUCAACAUUCGGUCGGCGCGCGUCCGACGGAGGAGCUCACGUGCCGCGCGGGAGGGAGAGAGCAUGCUGCCACAGCGCGCCGCCGCACCACGUGUCGGACAGCGGAGCGCCCACGCCGCAAGAAGACCCGGAACAAACUGAAGACAUAUGCAGGUACAUGAUGAACCGCGGCAGCAGUAAGCGGCACACGAUGGCGACCACGGAGGACGCGGCCAACACCGCCGCCGGACCUAUGCCAGCUGCAUCUCCCUCGUCGUCGGCCAACAUGCGCGUCAGAAGGACGGGCCUCCUGACGGUGACAGAGCGCCCACCCGUAAUAAGUCCAGAGUUAGUAAUGGAAGUGGAGGCGCGAAUGAAAAGGAACUAUCUACCGCCGUCCAUCGGAUACCAAUACCAGUACCCUAGUGGAUACCAGAGCCCACCCUCCCAGAGCCCAACGCUGGGCUCCAUCACCGCCGGCACGCCCAACCCCAUACAAAAUAUAGAACCGGUAACGAAAACCGGUUCUAUUAUGUCUGGCACGCCCAUCACAACUCAAGCCGUAACGCCCUACACACCUACCGUACUCUCAAAUUACACAAAUCAAGGAUCUAUAAUGACUGGAACGCCUAUCAAUACCGGUUUCGAAACCAAUUACAAUUACAAUAAUUUCGUACCGGGAUCCAUAACCAGCGGGACGCCAGCAGCGUACCAGAAUCAAACGACGAAUACCGGUUUCCAAGUACCGGUUUCGCCCGCUCAGUACACUCAGACGCAUAAUGCCGGUUUCCAAGUACCGGUUUCGCCCGCUCAGUAUACUCAGGCGCAUAAUACCGGUUUCCAAGUACCGGUUUCGCCCGCUCAGUACACUCAGGCGCACAAUAACAGGCAGAGGAAGUACUCGGGCUCGCAGCGAGUCAAGUUACAAUUGUUGGCGACAGUACAAGAGAAUAUGGCGCGCGAGCACGCGGAGCGCUACUCGCCGGUGCGGCGCGCCGAGUGCUCCCCGCCUCGGGCCGCGCACGACCUCGCCUCGGCGCGGCUAGAGUACCAGCAACUACAGCGCGGGUUAGAGCGACGCGGAGCAGGGGCGGGUGUGACCGCGUGCGCGGGCGCGUCGCCGCCGCACGACGUGCGCCUGCACACGCCCGCCGCCUCCAUGCCGAACUCGCCCAUCCACGGCGCCUCCCCGCCCGCGUUAGAGCUGUCCUCGCUUCCUGAACCUGAACUACCGCACAUGAUGCUCACUCAGGACUUAGCGUUAAAAUUGGGGUUGAAGUUCGGCGGGGAGUACGCGACGCCGCCCGCGCCGCCCGGCUCCCCGCUGCGGCAGAUCACCGAGGGGCUCAGCUACCUGCACACCGGCUCCAUCACUAGAGGGACCCCUCAAGCGAAUGCGACGCCUCUGGACCUGCGACAAAACUCCGACAUGGACACCGGCCACAUGCACCCCAGCCUGCACCCGCUGCACCACGUGCACAGGUCCCUGAACAAUAGCCCGAUCUCAAACCCCGGCUCUCCGCUUGACAUGAUUCAGGAGGAGAUCAACAACGGAUGCUCCCAGCUCAGCUUCACACAGGAGAUGAACCGCAAUCUCCAGCAACAGUUCCAGCACUACGUCUCCACGCAUCCUCAGAUCAGUCUGACCGACUGUCUCGGCUCCGAGAUCACCCUCGUGGCCUCAUCAUCAGAGGACAGCAUGGACAGCUUGGAGAACACCAAAUACCCCCUCCCACAGUUCGUCAUAUCUGAACCCUCCGAUCUAGAACCUUCCAUAACCAAGGGAAUUGGCAGAAAAGUCAGCCAAGAAACGGAGGCUGUCGAAGAAAAGGAUACGGAAAUGCAGAGCCCGAAAGAUGAAGAUAAAAGCAGAAGAAACAGUGAAAAAAGCUUAGGUUUCAGCGAUGAUUCUUUAAGCAACGAUUCCGCUAACGUGUCGCCAAAUUGCGAGCAAAAUAUACAGUCAAUUUACUCAAAUAUAGUAUCUAUUAGCUCGGGUUUUAGCGAGAAUCGCGGAAGCUUCUCGGAACAUAGAGAAUCUUUCUCGUUCUCGGAUAGGGGUAGCUUCUCGGAGCGCGGCGAAUUCGGACGAUCGUCCUUUUCAGAAAGGAGCGACUUGGGACGAGGCAGCUUUUCGGAAAAAGGUGAAACUCCCAGAUCGUCGUUUUCCAAUCAGGGUGUUUUAGGCGAUGUACAGGAGGAAUUUUUCCCUAGGGAUAGGUUAGAGAAAUGCGACGAAGGCGAGGAGAUAGAAAAACUACAGAAAUCAACUAUGGACUUAAGGUUAACGGACAUAUGCCGGCCGGAUGUAAAGAUACCUAUAUUAUUAAGUCCCCAAAAAGUCUCAUGUAUACAGGAAUCUUAUGAAGUAAUGUUGUCAACGGUAUGUUCGAAGUUAGAUUCACAAAGUAUAGUGGAGUUACUAAAGGACACGAUAAACUCCAGAGUACCGCCGCAGAACAUAUUCGUGGAAACUCAGGAGAGCCACGAUGAUACUCUGACGGGUUUAAACCUGGAGUACUCUGGCGGUAUUCAGAUAGAGCUGGUGCUGUGCGAGAACAAAGCGAUGGAGAAGAAGGGGCUGAAGAUGAGGAGGAUCUCAGGGGAUCAGAGGGAGUACGGGAAGCUGUGCCAGCAGCUCAUCACGAGUCUCACGGUCUGAAAGUGAAAGCUUUUAUUUAACUUGCAAUAUAUACAGGGUGACCUUAGCCAUUGGACAAAUCCUGAAAUCCCAUGUAGGGUUACUUCUCAGGAAUGCUCUAAAGUUAAUAUUUUUUUAAUUAGAACAAAAGACAAAAAAAUAAUUUUUUGAACAAAAGUUAUUUUCAAUGAUCGACAACAAAAAGAAACAUACUGUAUUAAUCACUGGCAGUGUUUUUGACAAUUUGUUCGAAAAUGAGCGGCAAAGAUGACAUUUGACAAAAGUCAGAAUCUUAUUACUCUUAUUAGUGACUAAAGGUUGACUGGUAGAGAAUGCCGUGUAGCAUUAAGUCCGCCUUUUGUCACUGUAUAUUCUUACUGUGCAAUAAAGUUUAAAUAAAAAAAAAAAUUAAAAAGGUCGAAGAAGGUUUAAUACUAUUUAUUACCUCAGGAGCUACUAAAGUACUAACACAUACAGGCUGCUUUAAAGUAAAAAAUCGUAAUUUGUUAAUUUCUUCAUAACCGCUACACCGGUUGUUAUGAUAAAGUAUCAUAACAACCGGUGUAGCGGUUAUGAAGUAUACUGGUUCUAAACACCCUAAUGCGUAUGUAUAUUUCGGCUGUGUCCAAUGGCUAGGGACACCCUGUAUAGGGAGCGUGCUAAAACUAGCGCCUACGCCAAUUCUUGGAAAGUUGCCAAGCGGACCCCAGGCUCCCAUGAGCCAUGGCAAAAUGCCGGGAUAACGCGAGGAAGAUGAUGAUAGGGACCGUGCGAGUUGAAGGGUCUGCCAUCUUGUGGCCUGAAUAGGAAACAUAAACUAAACAUUGACACUUCACGCCAAAGCAAGUGUUGCCCUCUACCGUUCAUGAACGUUUUCUUGUUUAAAUUCUGCCAUCUUGUGGGCUACAUUGGAACAAAGAGAAUUAAAUAGACAGAGUGUACUCCAUACAUCAGUUUUGUUACCAAAACGACUAUUAUUAUCGUAGUCGACAUCUACUUAGCGGAACUAACAGUACUGCUACUCGACACUAGAUGUCACAUGUGUCGCGACUGACGAAGUCUAUUGCUCAACAAUUUAAAACUAAUAUAAGCAGAAGGAGUUGAAAACAGUUCCGGUUAAUCCGGUUAUAAUAUUAGCUGAUAAACGUUGAGAAUUAGGCUUUCCGUUCGUCGCGACAUCUAUUGUCGAGUAGCAGUACUGAUAGUUCCGCUAAUUGACGCUAGAUGUCGACUACGAUAAUAAUAGUCGUUUUGGUAACAAAACUGAUGUAUGGAGCGAGCACUAUGUCUUCUUAAUUCUCUUUGAUUGGAAGCUUAAAUUUAACAUUUGUGACGUUUUCAAGUAAAAGGUAGCACAUUGUCGCUUACCAUAAGGACGAAAUUUGCUACCACAAUUUGCAAUUUUUUUUUAAUUUGUUUUUUUUUAUUCUAUUUGUGAGUAUCUUUAUACGAAUAGCCUGUCAGAGCUAUUCGUAGAGAGACAGAGAUGGCAAGCGACAAAGUGGUACCUUUUGCUUGAAUACACAUUUAUACUUCGCGUCAAUAAACAGAAGUUACAGCAGGCACCCGUGCUGCCACCUACAGUUUACGCACGUUCCCUAUAUGUAUGUAUGUUCGUGUCAAAUCAUGCAAGCUAAAAUAAACCCACUUCCCAUUAUUCGAUUGAGCUGUAGCUAAAACUGUACAUACCUAUACAUAUGUAUAGUUUGAAUCUUCUCAAAUUAUUCUUACGCCAGACUAAUCUGUUAAACAAAAGCCAUUGUUUCUUUUCUGCGUGUAGCCAUUGUGUGUCAUCGCGUGGCACGCGCUCAGGCACAAUGGCCACGCGCCAGAAAAGAAACAAUGGCUUUUGUUUAACAUAUUAGGGUCUGGCGUAAAAAUCAUUUGAGGAGAUUCAAACUAUAAGUUGGGUGACAAUGCAAUACAAUGGUCAAAAAUAUGUGAACACGACUUUAUUGUCUAAGGUAUAAAAGCGUACACAUAUUUUUGAAAAUUUGGGAAUGUAUAUAUAUUUAUGCCUUUGACUGUACCAUCGUGCUGAUCUGGGCCCUGUUUAUCAAAAGCUUGUAGCUUGUAAUAAUAAGCUACAAGCUUUUGAUAAACGGGCCCCUGAUGAUGGAAUUACCCCAGUAGUCUUGAGGUAUUUGUGGUAUUUUCUAUAAAAAGGGACCUUAUUGUCGAUGGCGCUUACGCCAUUAUAAACGAUGCUCCGAUAUAAAUACAAUGCCGCGCGACGCUGUGCGGCGUAAGCGCCAUCAUAAGGUCCCUUUUCAUAGAAAAUGUCCCAUUUGAGACGGCCGCUCGAAUGGGAAUCCACGUUAACUUUGAAUACUAUUCGACUCCAAAUUCCUAAACUUUGUAAAAAAGAUAUUUCCUAUAUUUUGCAUUCCAUGUGAAUUUGAUUCCUACAUUGCGAACAAUUUGAUAUCAAUUAGAGUUUUUACGAAAAUUGUGUUGUGGAGAGGCAAGAGUGACGCUUGUUGUUAAUUAUAACAAUACUAUUGCUUCUGGGGCUUAUUUUAUAAACAUUACAAUUCGACAAAUUUGUCAAAUGAGACGGAUUUGUGAAAUUUUGCCAAUUUAAUAAUGUUUUAAUAAAUAUUACACAUUUGCCAGAAAGACAUGUAUAAUUGUAAAAUAAUUCACAAAUUGACAAAUACUUAACAAUUACAUAUCUGUGGAUUAUAAUUUGGGACAUUUUCUAUGAAAAGGGACCGAAUUGUCGAUGGCGCUUACGCCGCACAGCGUCGCGCGGCAUUGUAUUUAUAUCGGAGCAUCAUUAAUAAUGGCGUAAGCGCCAUCGACAAUAAGGUCCCUUUUUAUAGAAAAUACCACAUUUUUGCGGUUUAUAUAUUCAUCACGUAAAAUAUGAUAAAGGGUUAUUGAAAAAAAAAUAACCAUGAAAGUUGUGAAAAUCUAGUCAAAAUUUAAAAUCGAUAUCAGUUUUACUACAAUUUACAAUGGGCGUUUCUCCGGUCUUCAUAAGUUGCAUUUUGCCAUCGGACAUUAUCCAAGUUUUUUGAUAGCAUAAUAAGGUGGAAAUGAAUUAAUAUUGUACCUAACGUUUUACUAUAGCUUAGUGCCUGUGUCGCUUGACAUGUCAGUAGGGGAGACUGGGUAAAGUUGAUCUACGGGAGAGUCGAACUUAAGAGUCCGCAGCAAGCUCGGUUCUCCAUUCAAACGUAGUUACGCUCUCAUUUUAUAACGACUAGCUAGAUUGCUCUGAAACUUUGUACUUACAAUAGGAUAAGGUAUAUCUAUGUCCGUAAUUAGUUUAUGUAGCUUCAGAUACCAUAGUUAAGAAUACAGCGAAUUUAAGUUUUUCAUACAAAACUUGUUUUUGCUCUAUUUCGUUUUAUAAGCUGGAGCUAUAUAAACUAAUUACAGACCUAGAUAUACCUCAUGUCAUUGUAUGUGUAAAGUUUCAUUAAAAUCCAACACGUAGUUUUAAAUAAAAAUAUAACUAAAUGAAAAAAAAAAAAACGUUUAUUUCAGAUCUGCAUUGAUCCAUAACGGUGGGUGUUAGUAUAAAAUCUUAAAAACUAUGUUAACUACUAAAUAAAAUAUAACAAAACAACAAAAAAAAGUUAGACGUGGCCACUAGGUGACCAGCAGCGUAGGUGGCCAUGCUUUAUUUCGCUCUCCCAAUCGCCACCUCCACCCAAAUCCAAAGCUCCUCGUACAGUCGCCAUCAGAUAUAUCGAAGCGGCCGAGGCUCUCACAAAUAUCUGAACACGCCUCUAUUGUCAAGGCGCUAGGUGCGUGUUCAGAUAUUUUUGAGCACCUCGGCCGCUCCGAUAUAUCUGAUGGCGACUGUACAUAAAGCCUCUACAUUUUAAAUAUAUUAGUAUAAAUAGUACUGAGAUUACGACUGACACAUACACCAAGCUACAGUGAAAACUUAAGGAAUGUAAUUUAUUCAAUGUGUAACAUCAAAUGUGACGUUCCACGACGAAAGGUGCCUUAUCGCGGUCGCGUAGUACCGCAUUAGUACCCUUUUGUCAAUAAUGGCGUAAGCGCCGAUCGCCAUAAUAAGGUACCUUUCGUCGUAGAACGUCACAAAUAGUAAUAAAUUUAUUAGAAUAUUUUUUUUACAUAAUUGAAUGGAUUAACUCCGGUCUUUCCUACGUAUUUUUUCUAUCGAAUUAGUAAAUUAUAGCUUUAAUUUGUUUUUGAAUAUAUGUAGGUAUACAAUUAAUUAUGUUCACUUCACCAAUGUAUAUAGUAUGCACUCUGUAUAUGAUGUUUAAAUAAAAUAAUUUAUUCCAAAUAUAGUUUAUUAAAAUAAAUAUUUAGGUAUUUUAAUAAUAAAUGCUUUGUAAAUAACUGUAGAUGCGUUUCUGAUUGUAUGUAUUAUAUAAGUUUUAAUGUGGCUUUCCGCAGAAGGGUUCGUAUGUUUCAUGUGUAAUGUGUCCUUUUUAUCAGGUCCUUGCACAUGAAACAUACGGACCCUUCUCUGUUGGAAAGCCACAUGAUCAAGGUACGUGCGGGGGCGAGAUGAGAAUGUGCAUAUGUGGUAUUUUCUAUAAAAAGGGACCUUAUUGUCGAUGGCGUUUACGCCAUUAUUAACGAUGAUAUAAAUACAAUGCCGCGCGGUGCUGUGCGGCGUAAGCGCCAUCGACAAUAAGGUCCCUUUUCAUAGGAAAUGCCCCAUUUUUCUACUUAUUGUCCUCGCCUCGGCCAAGCAAUAAUGUACCUUACUCUCAUAGAUACUAGGUCGAUAGUUUGCCAUAAGUGUAGUUAUGAAACUUUGAAUACCUUGUAAAUAAUAUUUUAAUAAAUAUUCCAGUUCGAAA
Messenger RNA from Cydia strobilella, 9346 nucleotides. It is a transcript of the gene Sik3, whose product is annotated as serine/threonine-protein kinase par-1. Gene Ontology annotation, biological process: protein phosphorylation; intracellular signal transduction. Lineage: Eukaryota; Metazoa; Arthropoda; Insecta; Lepidoptera; Tortricidae. Gene Ontology annotation, cellular component: cytoplasm. Gene Ontology annotation, molecular function: ATP binding; protein serine/threonine kinase activity. The record is from RefSeq and is a predicted model, not a curated record. Bases 372 to 4571 code for a protein of 1399 amino acids. The transcript has 26 exons.